CCCUGCUCGGGCUGGCUGGGCCGCCGCACACGCUACGCCCGGGAGAGGCCGCGCGCGGCCCCGGGGUAAGGGGACAGCUGGCCUCGGCCUGCCGCCCGCGCCUCGCUCCCUUCCAGCCAUUUCCCGGGCUCCUGCGGACUCCGCAGAGCAGAGCAGCCGCCAGUGGUAGCUUCGCUCUAGGGCCUAGAGGCAUCAGGGGCUUGAGUUUCAGAAUGGCGGAACAUCCAAAGUGCCCUUUGAUUACAACCAGAGGUCCUCAGCUUCUGUGAAAAUUGGGCCCCAAGUGUCAGAUCUUCUCAUCCACUGCUGAACACUUUGGGGCUCCCAGUCACUGCUUCUUGCCCAUACAGGAAGCCGUCCCCAUGCAUGUUUUUUGCUCAGCAAAGCCUCAGCUGCCUUGGCAUUAGGACACAGCUACUGAAGACAGUUUAUCCUGUAAGAUUCUUCAGAUUUUCGACCUCUGCAACAAUGGCCUUCAAGCACAAAAACGCAAAACGAAUCGAAGGGCUUGAUGUCAAUGUAUGGGUUGAAUUUACUAAGGUGGCUGCCGACCCCUCAAUUGUUAAUCUUGGUCAAGGCCUUCCGGAUAUAUCCCCUCCUAGCUAUGUUAAAGAAGAGCUAGCCAAGGCAGCGACAGUUGAUAGGCUGAACCAGUACACACGUGGCUUUGGCCAUCCAUUGCUGGUGAAAGCCUUGUCCCAGGUAUAUGAGAAGGUUUGUGGAAGGAAGAUUGACCCUUACACAGACAUCUUGGUGACAGUGGGAGGAUAUGGAUCUCUGUUUAGUGCAAUACAGGGGUUAAUUGAAGAGGGAGAUGAAGUGAUAAUAAUAGAGCCAUUUUUUGACUGUUAUGAGCCCAUGGUGAAGAUGGCAGGAGGAAAACCUGUUUUUAUCCCAUUGAGAUAUAAAACUGUUGUUGGGAACUCUGCAUCUAGUGCUGAUUGGGUCUUAGAUCCCACUGAACUUGCAAGUACAUUUAAUUCCAGAACAAAAGCUAUCAUACUGAAUACUCCUCACAACCCUAUAGGCAAGGUAUUUACCAAAGAAGAACUCCAGGUAAUAGCUGAUCUCUGUAUUAAACAUGACACCCUGUGCUUCAGUGAUGAGGUAUAUGAAUGGCUGGUGUACAAAGGAAAUAAACACAUUAAAAUAGCUACACUGCCAGGCAUGUGGGAGAGAACAAUAACUAUAGGAAGUGCUGGAAAGACCUACAGUGUCACUGGCUGGAAGCUUGGAUGGUCCAUUGGUCCACAGCAUUUGAUAAAACAUUUGCAAGUUGUUCAGCAGAAUACGCUGUAUACAUGCCCAACUCCGUUACAGGAGGCGUUGGCACAAGCACUUUGGAUUGACUUUAAACGUAUGGAUGACCCAGACUGCUACUUUUACUCGCUGUCUCGAGAGUUGGAAGGCAAGCGUAAUCGGAUGGCUCAGCUACUCCAAGAAGUUGGAUUGAAACCUGUCAUUCCAGAUGGAGGAUACUUCAUGAUUGUUGAUGUUUCUGCACUCAAUGUGGAUCUGUCUGAUAUGGAGGUGAAUCAACAUUAUGAUUAUAAAUUUGUGAAAUGGAUGAUAAAAUCUAAGAAACUGUCAGCAAUUCCUCUUACAGCAUUCUGUGGCCCAGAGACCAAAAAGCAGUUUGAGAAAUAUAUACGUUUUUGCUUCAUCAAACAAGACAGCACACUGGAUGCAGCUGAGGUGAUCCUGAAGAACUGGAAUAAACCUACAUCUUGAUUUUUAUAUUUGUAUUAGUUAUUCCAUCUGGUAUAAUUAUUUUAUACAUAGGUAUUUCAUUAUACCAUUAAAAGCUAAUGUACUCUAAAUACAGUACAUGAUUCAUAUGGAAUUGCAAAUAACUCUCUGGGAGGCUACCUGCUGAGUAGCUAAAAUAACAAUUUAUCCAUUGCAAAUAAUGUGAUCCAAGGAAUUAUUUUCAGUCUUUCCAAAGUAUUG
Terrapene triunguis (Three-toed box turtle) is the source of this 1950-nucleotide messenger RNA. RefSeq names its product kynurenine--oxoglutarate transaminase 3-like. Bases 367 to 1731 code for a protein of 454 amino acids. Gene Ontology annotation, cellular component: mitochondrion; cytoplasm. Gene Ontology annotation, biological process: biosynthetic process. Gene Ontology annotation, molecular function: L-kynurenine:2-oxoglutarate transaminase activity; pyridoxal phosphate binding. Lineage: Eukaryota; Metazoa; Chordata; Testudines; Emydidae. The record is from RefSeq and is a predicted model, not a curated record. The transcript is spliced from 15 exons.